This is a messenger RNA of Megalops cyprinoides (Indo-Pacific tarpon), 630 nucleotides long. It is a transcript of the gene sat2b, whose product is annotated as spermidine/spermine N1-acetyltransferase family member 2b. Gene Ontology annotation, molecular function: N-acetyltransferase activity. The record is from RefSeq and is a predicted model, not a curated record. Bases 93 to 623 code for a protein of 176 amino acids. The transcript is spliced from 6 exons. NCBI's taxonomy places the organism in Eukaryota, Metazoa, Chordata, Actinopteri, Elopiformes, Megalopidae.
GGCGUUGAAUUUUUCCGCCACAUAAGCGCAAAUCAGUUGCGGUAACUGGUAAAUUCAGUAGAGUGGACUGUGUGCAUGUCUGUUUUGGAAAAAUGGAAUUCACAAUUCGUGCUGCUACGCCAGAGGACUGUAAAGAUAUAUCUCGAAUGAUUAUGGAACUCGCCAUAUAUGAGAAAAUGCCGGACCAAGUGAAGAUUUCACAUAAAGAGUUGGAACAGGAUGGAUUCUCUGAAAACCCCUUCUUUCGUUGCCUCAUAGCAGAGGUCCCAGAGGAACACAAGAACAAAGAAGGACAUACCAAGGUGGGAUAUGCCCUGUACUUUUACACUUACAGCACAUGGAAGGGGCGCACAGUGUAUUUGGAGGACCUUUAUGUAAUGCCAGAAUUCAGAGGAAAGGGCAUUGGCAAGGCACUGAUUAGUAAGGUAGCCCAGGUGUGUAAGGAGCAGCAGUGUGUGCGCCUGCAGUUGGCAGUGCUGGACUGGAACACACCAUCCCUGGACUUUUACCUUGCCAAGGGUGCGCAGGACCUGACGGCCAGUGAGGGCUGGCACUUCAUCCGAUUUGACGGGGAAGCACUCGACAAACUAGCACAAGAAGCACCCAAAAAUGAACAGCUCUGAGCAUCUC